AUGUUACCUGGUGGUAAAGAUGAUAAAUCAGAUGGAAAACCAUCAACAGGAAAAACAACAAAUGAAAAAGGUGGAUUUUUAAAUCGUCUUCGUUCAGGUGUAAGUAUGCUUGUAAAAGAUGAACAAAAUUUACUAUUUGGUGAACGUUCAAAUUAUGAUUAUCUUAUGUAUGAGGAUGUAGACGAUGAUAUUGAUACAGAUGAUUUACAUCGUUAUGCACAAAAAUUACGUGAUUUAGAAGAUAAUGAUAAAGAAGUAAAUCCUGAAUAUCUUGUUUUACGUGAUGGUAAAACAGUUUAUGCUGUACAAGAAACUGAUGUUGAUGGAAAAACAAAAUUAUCAACACGUAAACCAAUUUAUGAUCGUUUUGUUGAUCAAAAACCUGAUGAUGAACCAAUGGAAAAAAAGAAAAUUUUCUCUCGCAUUAAAAGUACAUUUUCUCGAAAUAAAGAUAAAGACAACAAAAGCAUCACUUCACCUAAAUCAACUUAUGACACACCGGAUGCUAAUAGAAAACGAAGCUCAAAGAAGUCAAACAGCAAAUAUACUGAUGAUGGCAUGGCAACAACAGCAAAUACCGAACUGAUAAUGAAUUGA
This is a messenger RNA of Rotaria sp. Silwood1, 597 nucleotides long. Lineage: Eukaryota; Metazoa; Rotifera; Eurotatoria; Philodinida; Philodinidae. The record is from the annotation of a GenBank genome assembly.